AUGGAGAAACAAAAUCAGCACGACACAUGCCUGAAGCAUCACUCAUACUCGCAGUUCUUUGGAGUUGACAUCAGAAGCAACAAUUCCUUUCCUGGCCAUGAGCCCAGUCUCUUCAUUAACAUGCAGAAAUUCCAGUCAUUGAAAAGGAUCAAUUACAUAUACAGUAGAAAGGCACUCAAGGUCACGGACAGAUCCAAGAAACUGACUUUAGGUAAAGUCAGAUCCAAGAAACUGACUUUAGGUGCUGCUGACCCAGAUAUAGGUUGUAAGAAGUCACUAAACUCUCCAAGAAUUGUUGGAGGCCAAACAGCCUCUGAGGGGUCAUGGCCCUGGCAAGCAGGCCUUUCAAUAUUCAACCUAACUUUUUGUGGUGGCACUCUCAUAGACAAGCAGUGGGUGCUGACAGCUGCUCAUUGUUUCAUUUGGAUCCCUGAAGACUUUGACGAAAUUUUUGUGGAGCUAGGUGGCCACCAACUCAUGAACCCUUCAAAUAACUCAGAGAAAAUUGCCAUCCAACAGAUCAUAGUUCAUCCUAACUACACAGCUGAUGACACUGUGUAUGACAUCGCUUUAUUGAAGCUAAAUGACACUGUGGAUUUCACCAAUUAUAUCUUGCCUAUGUGUCUCCCAGAGUCUUCUGUGGAGUUCCCUGUCAAUACCAGCUGCUGGGUCACUGGAUGGGGAAGAACACAAUCUGAGGUGGACCUGGAGCCUCCCCACGCCCUUCAAGAAGUGGAGUUGUCUAUCAUCAAUACAGACAUAUGCAACUUUAUCUACAAUGAGCUCAAUGUUACAAAAUUGCCCCAUUCCCCUGUCAGGCCCGGUAUGAUCUGUGCAGGUCAUUUAGAAGGGGGCAAAGAUUCUUGUCAGGGUGAUUCUGGAGGACCUAUGGUUUGCAAGUGUGAUGGAAGUGAAAAUUGGCUCUUGGCUGGGAUUGUGAGUUGGGGGUUAGGCUGCGGUGUACCCGGUGUGCCUGGUAUCUACACUUCAGUAGCACACUAUUCUGAUUGGAUCCAGUUGCACCUACCCCACAUAAAAUUUUCAGAGUGCCCAAAUGGAAGUAAUAGUAUAGGGCAUAACACCCUUAUCAUGCUUUUUCUGAUAUCUGUGGGAUUGACUGUCUUUUGA
Molecule: messenger RNA, 1128 nt
Organism: Protobothrops mucrosquamatus (brown spotted pit viper)
Lineage: Eukaryota; Metazoa; Chordata; Lepidosauria; Squamata; Viperidae
Product: tryptase-like
Exons: 6
Coding region: 1-1128 (375 amino acids)
Biological process (GO): proteolysis
Molecular function (GO): serine-type endopeptidase activity
Source: RefSeq, a predicted model, not a curated record